AUGAAUGAGGAUGGUGAUUGUCGGCGCGUCGCUCUCAUUGACACAUCUUGCUAUUCCGCUGAUUGUACGCUCUCAGCGUUGGUUCCUCAGCAUGCAAUGAAACCGUAUAGACUUUUGGUGACAAUGGAACUAAUUGCAUCACUGGGGUUAAAGCGGUUUUGUCGGACGGUUGUCCCGCCACCAAUUGGUAUUAAAGAGCUGCUUACCUACCAUGCUGAAGAUUACAUACUGAAUCUGGGACUUCAUAGUAACCGCAGCUGGUUGUGGAAUACAGAGGUAUCGAAGGUUACCUUUUCCGGAGAUUGUCCACCUGUUGAGGGAAUUGUUGAAUAUUCUCUCUCAACAGUUAGUGGCUCCCUCAUGGCGGCUGUUUUGCUGAAUAGUGGUGCUGUCGAUACAGCGAUUCAUUGGGGUGGAGGUAUGCAUCAUGCAAAGUGCGGUGAGUGUUCUGGAUUCUGUUACGUGAAUGAUAUUGUUAUCGCCAUUAUUGAGCUACUGAAAUGCCAUGAUAGAGUUUUAUAUGUUGAUCUUGAUAUGCAUCACGGAGACGGAGUCGACGAAGCGUUUUGCCGUAGCAGAAGAGUCUUUACUCUUUCCCUUCACAAGUUUGGCGAGUCCUUUUUUCCGGGUACAGGCCAUCCACGGGAUGUAGGCAUUGGAAACGGACGCCACUACACUAUGAACUUAGCCAUGUGGGAUGGUGUGGAUGACUUCUACUACACCACAGUUUUUGAGCGUGCGCUCAGAUCCAUUGUAAAACGGUUCAAUCCAAAUGUAGUUGUCUUGCAGUGUGGAGCCGAUUCGCUCGCAGGAGAUCGUUUGGGACAUUUUAAUCUCUCGUCAUGGGGUCAUGGAAAGUGUGUUGAAGAGGUAAAGAAAUUAGGGCUACCAAUGCUUGUGGUUGGUGGUGGUGGUUACACCCUGCGGAAUGUUGCCAAGCUGUGGGCAUACGAAACUAGCAUACUCUGUGGGAAAAGGCUCCCCUUGAACACUGUCAUUCCUCUACAUCGAAUGCCUCUUAGUGGAUGGCUCUUCGAAGAAUCGCCACAACUUUUAGUUUCACAGGAUGAAGAAAACAAACCUCUUCCUGGUGUUAACGUUCAACGAUCCUUCCGCGUGAUUAUUGAGCAAAUAGACAAGCACUGUCCAAAUAUAAUGACUGUUUGA
Molecule: messenger RNA, 1167 nt
Organism: Trypanosoma brucei brucei TREU927
Lineage: Eukaryota; Euglenozoa; Kinetoplastea; Trypanosomatida; Trypanosomatidae
Product: histone deacetylase
Exons: 1
Coding region: 1-1167 (388 amino acids)
Molecular function (GO): histone deacetylase activity
Source: RefSeq, a predicted model, not a curated record